ACAGAAGCCGGCCAGAGUCCCUCGACCAGCGGGCCUGAGCCUUGGAAUCUCGGAACCAAGGAGAAAGAAUUUGCCGUCCCCGCCAAAAAGUUCCAGAACGGAAAGCGAGUGUACCUAGUCUUCAGGAAAUUUUGGCGGGCAUAGCAUACACUUGCGACAUCCCACCCACUUUGGCGAUUGGAGCUUGCUGCAGGUUGAUUUCUCGGCUUGAGAUGGACAAGAGGUGAUCAUGAAGACGGAUUUCAAGUUCUCCAAUCUGCUGGGGACAGUCUACUGCCAGGGCAACCUCCUGUUCAGCCCAGACGGCACCCAUCUGUACUCGCCCGUCGGCAACAGAGUCACUGUCUUCAACCUCGUCGAUAACAAGUCAUACACCCUCCCCUUCGCCCACCGGAAGAACAUCUCGAGAAUCGGCCUGACCCCGCAGGGCAAUCUCCUCCUCUCGAUCGACGGAGAUGGCCAAGCCAUUUUAACCCACGUCCCCCGCCGUAUUGUACUAUACCACUUCUCCUUCAAGUCGUAUGUGACGGCCCUUUCGUUCUCACCAUCUGGGAGGUACUUUGUGGUUGGACUUGGGAGGAAAAUCGAGGUUUGGCACGUUCCAUCGACACCAGACUCGAAUGCGCAAGGCGACCUCGAAUUUGCGCCCUUCGUGCGCCACCAUACGCACACACAGCACUUCGAUGAUGUCCGGCAUAUAGAGUGGUCAAGCGAUUCGCGGUUCUUCCUCAGCGCAUCAAAAGACCUGACGGCGAGGAUAUGGAGCUUAAACGCGGAGGAAGGUUUCACCCCUACAGUCUUGUCAGGACACAGGCAGGGAGUGGUGGGCGCUUGGUUCUCUAAGGACCAAGAAAUAAUCUACACGGUCAGCAAGGAUGGCGCCGUCUUCGAAUGGCAGUAUACCACAAGACCAGGCCAGGACGAGGACGAGAUGGUGGACGAAUCAGACGAGCGGUGGAGAAUCGUCAGCCGACACUACUUCAUGCAGAAUGCCGCGACCGUCCGAUGCGCUGCCUUCCAUGCCGCCUCGAACCUGCUGGUCGCAGGCUUCUCGAACGGCGUAUUUGGGCUGUAUGAGAUGCCAGACUUCAACAUGAUCCAUACGCUUAGCAUCUCGCAGAACGAAAUCGACUUCGUGACGAUCAACAAGAGCGGGGAGUGGCUGGCCUUUGGAGCGUCGAAACUUGGUCAACUGUUGGUGUGGGAGUGGCAGUCCGAGUCGUACAUCCUGAAACAGCAGGGGCAUUUCGACGCCAUGAACGCGCUCGCCUACUCGCCGGACGGCCAACGGAUCGUCACGGCGGCAGACGACGGCAAGAUUAAGGUGUGGGACAUCGAGUCUGGCUUUUGCGUCGUGACCUUUACCGAGCACACCAGUGGCGUGACAGCCUGCGAGUUCGCGAAGAAGGGCAACGUCCUCUUCACAGCAAGCUUGGACGGGUCAAUCAGAGCAUGGGAUUUGAUCAGGUUCAGGAACUUCAGGACUUUCACCGCGCCCGAGAGGCUCUCCUUUUCCUGCAUGGCGGUCGACCCCAGCGGCGAGGUUGUUGCAGCAGGGUCUAUCGACUCCUUCGAUAUCCACAUCUGGUCUGUCCAAACAGGCCAACUGCUUGACCGGCUUUCCGGUCACGAAGGGCCGGUGUCGUCUCUGGCUUUCGCGCCGAACGGCGGGCUCCUAGUCAGCGGCAGCUGGGACAGAACAGCUAGGAUAUGGUCCAUCUUCAAUAGGACACAGACCAGUGAGCCCCUGCAGCUCCAAUCCGAUGUUCUGGACAUCGCGUUCAGACCGGACUCGUUACAGAUUGCAAUCUCCACGCUUGACGGCCAGCUGUCAUUCUGGUCCGUCUCGGAAGCGCAGCAGAUUUCUGGCGUCGACGGGCGGCGCGACGUCUCCGGCGGCCGCAGAAUAACAGACCGGAGGGCUGCAGCGAACGUGGCGGGAACCAAGAGCUUCAACACGAUCCGGUACAGCAUGGAUGGUUCGUGUCUCCUGGCUGGCGGCAACAGCAAGUACAUCUGUCUGUACUCCGCCACCACCAUGGUGCUUCUCAAGAAGUUCACUGUGAGCGUCAACCUGUCGCUGUCGGGCACACAAGAGUUCCUCAACAGCAGGCUGCUCACAGAGGCGGGGCCGGCCGGGCUGCUUGACGAGCAAGGCGAGGCCUCCGACUUGGAGGACCGGAUAGACAGGUCAUUGCCCGGUUCGAAACGGGGCGACCCAUCAGCGAGGAGGAGAACGCCAGAGGUGAGAGUGGCCGGGGUGUCGUUCUCGCCAAGCGGUAGUUCAUUCUGCGCGGCGUCAACAGAGGGCUUGUUGAUCUACAGCCUGGACAGCACUGUCCAGUUUGACCCGUUCGAUCUGAAUAUGGAGAUCACCCCUGCGUCCACACUCGCCGUGCUCGAGCAGGAGAAGGACUACCUCAAAGCGUUGGUCAUGGCCUUCCGGCUGAACGAGGCCGGGCUGAUCCAGCGCGUCUUCCAGGCCGUUCCGUACCCGGACAUUGGGCUGGUGGUGGAGCAUUUCCCGACUGUGUAUGUGUCGCGGCUCCUGCGGUAUGUCGCUGCCCAAACGGAGCAGUCGCCGCACGUCGAGUUCUGCCUGCUCUGGAUCAAGGCGCUGGUGGACAAGCACGGCGCGUGGCUGACGGCCAACCGCGGCAAGGUCGAUGUGGAGCUCCGCGUCGUGGCUCGGGCAGUGGCCAAGAUGAGGGACGAGAUCAGGCGGCUUGCCGACGAGAACGUGUACAUGGUGGACUACCUGCUUGGUCAGGCGAAGGACAGGUCAGCAAGGGGCCCGCUUGAGCCGGGGAGCGCGGAGGAUCUGGGCAUGAAGGCGCUGCCGUCGUCGAAAAAGGAGGUGACCAUACACGAUAUCAUGGCUGACGAGGCGGCGCAGAGCGAGGAGGAAUGGAUUGGGCUAGAAUAGGUAGGCACAGGCCGGCGUUGGGAUUUAACAAGAUCAAUACCACAGAGGGGGCUUGGUUCAGAUGUUUUACAAAG
Chaetomium strumarium is the source of this 3000-nucleotide messenger RNA. Its product is annotated as WD40-repeat-containing domain protein. The record is from RefSeq and is a predicted model, not a curated record. Gene Ontology annotation, molecular function: protein binding. Gene Ontology annotation, cellular component: small-subunit processome; Pwp2p-containing subcomplex of 90S preribosome. The transcript has 2 exons. NCBI's taxonomy places the organism in Eukaryota, Fungi, Ascomycota, Sordariomycetes, Sordariales, Chaetomiaceae. The coding region runs from base 230 to 2926 and encodes 898 amino acids. Gene Ontology annotation, biological process: ribosomal small subunit assembly; maturation of SSU-rRNA from tricistronic rRNA transcript (SSU-rRNA, 5.8S rRNA, LSU-rRNA).